AGAUUUCAAUUGUGCCUUCGAGGGCACACUCUGUGGGUGGACGCAGCCUGCUAUGGCCUUCGAUGUUGAUUGGGUGGUACAGCAAGGAGCCACGCCCAAUGCAAACACCGGACCGGAAGUUGACAGAACGACGGGAACAAUCUCGGGAGCGUACGUGUAUUAUGACGGACGGAGUUACACGGCAGAUGGCACAGCUACUUUGAAAAGUCCGGAGCUAAAUUCUCGUUUUUCCAACGGGAAGCUGUCAUUCUGGCUCAAUAUGUACGGAAGUGGAAUAGAUUCGCUCCGCAUCUAUCAACGGCCAGUUGACGUUUUCGCGCAUCCCAAUUUGGAACUCUUGAUAAUUACCGGGCAACAAUCUACAGAACCGAUGUGGCUCCAUAGAGAGGUCAACUUAACAGAAGUUAGCUACAACUUCCAUAUCGCAUUCAAAACGACUGAAGGAACGUCUAUCGAGUCAGAUGUUGCGAUCGAUGAUGUGGAACUCAUAUCUCGUAAGCUUUCCAUGUUUACACAGCAUUAUUGAUUGUGGGGCGUGUGGCCUAGUCGUUACGGUUCGUGACUCAUGAUCAGAGCACCAGGGGUUCAAAUACAGUUGCUGGUCACAUGUUGUGUCUUUGGGCAAGCCACUUCACCCCAACUUGCCUCUCUC
Patiria miniata (bat star) is the source of this 652-nucleotide messenger RNA. Its product is annotated as MAM and LDL-receptor class A domain-containing protein 1-like. The record is from RefSeq and is a predicted model, not a curated record. Gene Ontology annotation, cellular component: membrane. NCBI's taxonomy places the organism in Eukaryota, Metazoa, Echinodermata, Asteroidea, Valvatida, Asterinidae. The coding region runs from base 53 to 526 and encodes 157 amino acids. The transcript is spliced from 3 exons.